AUGGCCAUUCCAUCAUCAUUCCAUGGCCAUUCCAUCAUCAUUCCACAUGGAUUCCAUGUUGUCCAUGGAAGAAGAAAAUGGCUGGGUCCUCAGCCAACAUUGAUUCCAUACGGAAUAACCUGGGGAAGCGCCCCUACAGGAAAACCCCUCUGCCCAAUAAGUGGAUGUGGGCAGUCACGUAUUGCGCCUGAUUGCGGGCGUUGUUUUCGUCGCAAGCAUUGCAUCACCAAGGGUGGCUGUGGUUCCAAGACCCAUACCGGUGCCCUUUCUUCAUCUGCGCCUACAUGCCCAGACCUGAUUCCUGUUCAAAAUUUAAUGGACCAUCCCCCUCAACUGAGUGGCUAUCGCCCUGCCUCUCCCUUGCUCACUGAACCUUUUUCAUCAACGGUUGGUGCUGGUGAUGUGCCGCUCUUUCCAGCGGUACCUUCAGCUUCCCCUUCAAUUGACCCUGAGACCCUCGAUGCAUGGCCAAAUCCACGCUUCAACUCCCACAUGCCACCAAUCUUCACAGCACAAUGGAAACGAGAACAGGAGAUGGAAGUGGAGAGGAAGAGAAUGGAAUCAGAGAGGAAGAUCCAUGCAGUGCAGGUCAAGCACUCCGUCACUGUUUACGCAUGGGCUGAGGACUCGAAACCCCCUGCUAUCCAGGAUUUCCAAGAAGGCCUGUUCACCUGGCCAUAUUUUCCUCUUUCCCCAUCAGUUCUAUCAGCAUUGUCUCUGGCCGGACCAGAUAUACAUGUCCAGCUUUAUCGCAAAGCCCUCGGCACCUGGGUCACCAUCAGCCCUGGCCACAUCAUCAAGCUACAAGAACACACCAGGGUUUUUUUGAAAGCAAGCCAUGUUAUCGACUAUGCAGAUUUCGACAAGCUUUUGAACCCUGAGUCAACUUCUGCCCCACAUCUCCGCUACAAUCUUAAAGGAGAGCGAGAUGAGCUUCGUGAACGCUAUAAGAAGGCAUCACAAAAGGGAAAAGCACCAAGAACUGAGGAGGUUGUAUCAUUGGAGGAUGAGGAUUCAAAUGACAAGAUCAACAAGCCUGUCGCUCCUUCAAGGCAUUAUUUCCACAAGCAGAACCUUGCUGCAUCAGCUUUCCAAUCUGCCUCUCCUUCUACCACAGCUAGGUCACCUGCCUCCGACAUUGUCGAGAUUUCGGACAACGUGUCAUCAGCAACUCAGCAGCUUUCAAGGAAGAGGAAGCUCUCACGGCAAUGCUCGCCUUCAGCCCCAAAGUGUGCAAAGAGUCACAGUGCUUCAGUCAUUGAACUGAGUGAUGACUUGGAUUCCCCUUUGCCACUGGCCAUCAAAGUUGAGCAAUCCAGUGGUGACGCUGAAGCUCCUCUUCAAUGGCCCACUGACUUUCACGCUGUCGACAUUGUUGACUUCUUUGAGACCUGUCGCAAGAACACCGAUAUCCAACUCAAGAUUCUCUUCCAUCGACACUUUCCCAACAACCCCUACCACCGCUCAACUGUCAAUGAGAACUGUAAUCGUUGGCUCAAGGCCCCCCAGUCUCUUUGCGACACAUUUUUGAAGACGAUAGCAGCCUCAUCCAAUGUUUGUAUACUACCAAGAAAUCAAUGUUCAUCUACAAGCGAUACAAAAUUUCCUGCUACUCUAAAGGGUUGGCCAGUUCUGGGGCUUGUCAUUAGACAGUUGCAACUUCCUCCCAACAUUUGCGAAGUCAGGAUCAUUUUUGAUGAGCUUGGCAAGUUGACAAUUAUUGUCGAAGAAAAUGUGAUCAGGCAUUGUUCCUUGUACACGACUUACAACAACACUGGAUAUGGCUUCAGCUCCGAAGAAAGUUUCCCACGCCAUUAUCAUACCACACGGGGUGACGAUAAUUUGCUCAUUGCGCUCUUGCAGUUGGAAUCGGGAUUGUCCUCACUUGAUGUGGACCUUCUCGACAGCUUGAUGGUCUUUGUUGGUGCAGGUCCUUGUGUCCAGGACCACAGGGUCAGAACAUCCAAUAAUAGCACAGACCCCAGCUGCAUCUUGAUGGUCUUCACAAUAUCAAUCAUGAUUGCUCAAAAGAGGAGUGUGGCAGUUGUGGCAGGCACAGCACAGAUGGCCAACUGUAACGCCGUCAAUAACUACAACAGAGACUUUGCAUAG
This is a messenger RNA of Laccaria bicolor S238N-H82, 2112 nucleotides long. RefSeq lists its product as uncharacterized. Lineage: Eukaryota; Fungi; Basidiomycota; Agaricomycetes; Agaricales; Hydnangiaceae. The transcript is spliced from 7 exons. The record is from RefSeq and is a predicted model, not a curated record. Bases 1 to 2112 code for a protein of 703 amino acids.